Prosopis cineraria is the source of this 1507-nucleotide messenger RNA. RefSeq lists its product as uncharacterized. Lineage: Eukaryota; Viridiplantae; Streptophyta; Magnoliopsida; Fabales; Fabaceae. The record is from RefSeq and is a predicted model, not a curated record. The transcript has 5 exons. Bases 238 to 1275 code for a protein of 345 amino acids.
UUUAAAGUCACCGUCCCUCACUCGACAACUGCGCAAUGUCGCAUUGAGAAGUCUCACUCCCAAUGAAAUCAGAGCCUUCAACGUUUAAAAAGUUGAUUGAUGCAUUUGGCCCCCACCUUCCUUGCAACCACCCACGCGCCGCCUUGUGCUCCUCCAUGCCUGUUCAUCUUCUGCAACUGAAAGAUCACAAGAAGUUCCUGCCUUUAUGAAUUCUGGGCCUUUGGAUUAUAAGAAGACAUGGGCGGAGUCACCUCUUCAAUCGCCGCCAAAUUCGCCUUCUUCCCCCCAAACCCACCUUCCUACACUUUGAUCUCCGACCAAGCUGGUCGAUUUUCUAUUCCUGAGGUUCCCAUGAAGGACAACGUUGAUGUUCUUAAGCUUCGGACUCGGCGAGGCAACGAUAUCGCUGCUGUUUAUGUCAAGCAUCACAAGGCGACAGGUACUAUGCUUUACUCACAUGGCAAUGCUGCUGAUUUGGGUCAGAUGUUUGAGCUCUUCGUCGAAUUGAGCAGAAGACUUCGCCUCAAUGUUAUGGGUUAUGAUUACUCUGGUUAUGGACGAUCAACAGGAAAGCCAACUGAAUCGAAUACAUAUGCAGAUAUUGAUGCUGCAUAUAAAUGCCUAAAAGAUCAAUAUGGGGUGAAAGAUGAUCGAUUAAUACUGUAUGGUCAAUCUGUUGGCAGUGGGCCCACACUUGAUCUUGCUUCACGAGUACCAGAAUUGAGAGGUGUUGUGUUGCACAGUCCAAUUUUAUCUGGGAUGAGAGUGCUGUAUCCUUUAAAACGGACAUACUGGUUUGAUAUUUACAAGAACAUUGAUAAAAUAUGCUUGGUGAACUGUCCUGUUUUGGUUAUUCAUGGGACAUCAGAUGAAGUUGUGCAUUGGUCCCAUGGAAAGAAGCUUUGGGAGCUUUGCAAGGUAAAGUAUGAACCUUUAUGGGUAAAAGGUGGUGGCCAUUGUAAUCUUGAGCUUUACCCAGAAUUCAUUAAACAUCUCAAGAAAUUUGUACACUCAAUUGCCAAAUCUAAAGCUAAAGCUAAAGCUUCUAGCAAGGAUGGUUCUGUAGAAAUUGAUAUUCAUGGCAAAGCAAACAAAGAAGAAUCUGAGAGUGGAACUUCUGAUGCAUCUGUAUUGGGUUCAGUACUUCCAGAAGCUUCUAGAAACAGUUUAGAUAGUCGCCUAGACAAGUCUAGAAAAUCAAACAAACCUGAAAAGUCUAGGAUGAGCACUGACAUUGUUGAUAGGUUUAGGAGAAGAAAGGGAUUAGUUUGGUAGUUUCUUACUAAAACUUCACCCACAGCAACUAAUCUGCUAGUAUCAUCUAAUUGACAGUGGAUUUAAUCUCAUGUUUACGCGGUCAUACAUUCUGAGAGACAAUGUCAAAUAAAAACAUGAUUAUGUCUAAGACUCUUAUCCACUCCCUGCAUAUUUUAUUUCCAUUUUUUUAACCUCUUUCUAAAUGUACCAUGUGUAUUGAUUUUUAUGAAAAUAGAAAUUUUGGAUUGUA